Molecule: messenger RNA, 777 nt
Organism: Plasmodium malariae
Lineage: Eukaryota; Apicomplexa; Aconoidasida; Haemosporida; Plasmodiidae
Product: fam-m protein
Exons: 2
Coding region: 1-777 (258 amino acids)
Source: RefSeq, a predicted model, not a curated record
AUGAUGAAACAAAAAAUGAACUUACAUAUUAUUAUAAAAAUUUGUGAGUUUCUCGUUUUAACUUGGAUAUACCCUUUUAUCAAUGAUCUGAAUGUACCUAAUUAUUAUUUGGAUAAAUGCUACAAUAAUAAUAGAAUGUUAGAUACAAGAAAUUAUCGAUCACUGACAAAAAAUAAGCGGGAAAAAGAAUCAAAUAUUGCAGGAGUAAAAGAAGGAAAAUCAAUAUAUAAGAAAUUCGAAAAAAAAGAAAUAUUUAAUAAUGAAAAAGAAUCUACAGUUAGAAACAAGCUAUCAAAUGGAAGUUUACUAAAUAAGGCACAGUACUACACAGAAAUUAUAGAUUAUAAUAAUGGAAUGUUUGAUGGAAAACAUUUCCAUUUUCAAAAAAAAUGGAUAAAAAAAAAAUAUUAUGAUGAUUUUCUUGAGAAAAAAAAGAGAAUUCAUGAUAUAGCUUUAAAAAAAAUAAAAUUUAAAAAUUACGGAUUUGGAGUUGCUAUACUUUUUAUUUUUUUCUUAUUCGGAUUAGGAUUACCUACACUAAAUAUAUUAUCUACUUUAAAUAUUAUACAAAAUGGAGUUUACGAAAACACAUUAAUGCAUAAGAUUUGGAUAUUUAUAGAAGGAUGCAUCAAUGGAAUUGGUUUAAACAAAGAUAAUAUAUAUUUAGUAUCAUUGUCUAUACUUCUCGUUUUAUUAGCUAUUGUAGUUAUAAUAGUCUUAACUAGGAUUUUAAGAAAUAAUGAAAAAUAUAAUAAGACUAAAUUGAUGAUUGAUUAA